AUGGCCGAGUACAAGGUAGAAGUGACGACAGGCAACUUGCAAAGUGCAGGAACAUCGGACCACAUAUAUGUCACUUUAUUUGGAAGUAAAGGGCAGAGUGACCGAACUGAGUUGGACAACUAUGGUAUCGACUUCACAGCGGGGACAACAGGGAUUUAUACGGUGAAAUCCAGUUUGUCUCUGGGGGAACUUCUGCUGGUGAAGGUGGAGAAGGAUCCGUUCUUCCUCCUCCCAGAAAAUGAGUGGUACUUAUCCAAACUGGUGGUGACCACUCCAGAGGGAGACGCCAUUCUUUUCCCCUGUUACAGAUGGAUCUCCAGGGGAGAGAUGGUAGAGCUGAGGGGAGGGAGAGCCAUGAAGGUUUUUGAGGAGAAGCAUCCCCUGCUGAUUGAACAUCGGGAAAAGGAGCUGGCACUUAAAAAGAGCUUUUACCAAUGGAAGAUUAUGUAUGAAGGACUACCCCACGGCAACAGCUUGGAGGAAGCGUCUGAGUUACCAUCUGAAGUUCGCUUCUCUGCAUCCAGAUCACAUGAAAUGUCGAGCACACAAGUGAUAACUGGAAUUGAACUCGUGCUUAAGGGGCUGCUUGGCUCUGCUGAAAAAUGGGAAAGCAUUGAAGACAUGAAAAAAAUCUUCUGGUACAAAAGGACUACAAUGUCAGAUUAUGUUGCAGAACACUGGAAGGAAGACGACUUUUACGGAUACCAGUUUCUGAACGCAGUCAACCCUAACGUGAUCAAGAGGUGCACAGUGCUUCCCCGAAACUUUCCAGUGACAGAGGAGAUGGUAAAGCCAUUCCUGGAAAAGGGAAGCUCUCUGAAGAGUGAAAUGAAGAAAGGCAAAAUCUUCCUCUGUGACAAGAAGAUGAUGGAUGGAAUACCGCCUAGAACCUAUAAUGGUGAAACUCUGCAUGUGACUGGUGGACUCUGUUUGUUCUACAUGAACCCAAACAACAAGCUGAUGCCAAUAGCAAUACAGCUGCAUCAACAACCCUCUGAGGAGAACCCCAUCUUUCUGCCCAGUGACACGGAGACGGACUGGCUGCUAGCCAAGAUGUUUUUUAAAAGUGCAGAUGUAAUUGAUCAUGAAGCAGUCCAUCACCUCAUGAACACUCACUUUCUGGCAGAAGUUUACAUUCUCGCCACGGUCCGCAGCUUCCCUGUGAUUCAUCCCCUCUACAAGCUGCUGUUCCCACACUUCCGAUACACUCUCCACAUAAACACUACAGGCCGCACCGCUCUUCUUGGACCUGGUGGAACUUUCAGUCUAAGUUCACUUGGAACCGACGGGGCAAUAGAGCUCAUGAGAAGGGCUCUCUCUGAACUGACCUACAGCACCUUCUGUCUGCCAGAGAAUAUUGCUGCACGAGGACUUGAGUCUAUCCCCAACUUCUACUACAGAGAUGAUGGCCUGAAGCUGUGGAACAUCAUUAACAGCUUUGUGAAGGCCAUAGUGGAGUACUAUUAUCCCUCAGACAGAGAGGUCCAGAAAGACACUGAGCUGCAGGAAUGGAUCAGUGAGAUAUUCACACAUGGCUUCUUAGGAAACAAAGCUUCAGGCUUUCCAGCAAGCUUUCGCUCUGUCAAGGAAGUGGUCAAGUUCAUCACCAUGGUGAUCUUCUCAAUGACGGCUCAACAUGCUGCAGUCAAUAACGGGCAGUUUGACUACCACUCCUGGGCGCCCAAUGGCACGCUCCUGCUGCACAAAUCUCCUCCAACCACUAAGGGGCAGUCAAGCAUGAAGACAAUUAUGGAGACCCUCCCAAAUAUUGGAGAGACGGUCAGUUUUGCUGCAAUGGUGCGGCUACUUUCGGAACAGUACUCUGACAUGGUUGUCUUGGGGGCAUACCCUGAAGAACGAUUCGAUGAGCCUGCCCCGAAGCAGAUGAUUAAGGAAUUUCAAGCUGAGUUGUCCUCCCUCAGUGAGGCAAUUGUAAAAAGAAACUCAGAGCUUGAAAUACCCUACACCUAUCUGGAUCCUAGUCAGAUAGAGAACAGUGCUCUCCCAGUUGGUCCAUCUCCCCUGCCUAGCCAUGGAGACAGCUUUGGCAUGUCGGUCUACCUCCUCCUGCCUCCUGACUUCCUCUACCACAAGCUGUCUCUUCUGCGCUGGUGUUGCUUGGUGCCACAGAGGAGCUUUUGGGAUGAGCCCAAGACCCGCUCUCCCAUGCUGGACUUGGCCAACCACAUCUCUAAAGUGAAGAGCGGACUUUGCACUCUGAACAGCUUCUGA
Chelmon rostratus (copperband butterflyfish) is the source of this 2232-nucleotide messenger RNA. RefSeq names its product hydroperoxide isomerase ALOXE3-like. Gene Ontology annotation, molecular function: oxidoreductase activity, acting on single donors with incorporation of molecular oxygen, incorporation of two atoms of oxygen; iron ion binding; protein binding. Gene Ontology annotation, biological process: lipid oxidation; linoleic acid metabolic process. NCBI's taxonomy places the organism in Eukaryota, Metazoa, Chordata, Actinopteri, Chaetodontiformes, Chaetodontidae. Bases 1 to 2232 code for a protein of 743 amino acids. The record is from RefSeq and is a predicted model, not a curated record. The transcript has 15 exons.